Solanum verrucosum is the source of this 1071-nucleotide messenger RNA. RefSeq lists its product as uncharacterized. The coding region runs from base 1 to 1071 and encodes 356 amino acids. The record is from RefSeq and is a predicted model, not a curated record. NCBI's taxonomy places the organism in Eukaryota, Viridiplantae, Streptophyta, Magnoliopsida, Solanales, Solanaceae. The transcript has 2 exons.
AUGGGUGAACUAACAACCGGUACCGGCUUGCAUCAAGAACUUGGUCUUAUAAGAGCCGGUGAUACUCAUUGGGGAUCUCACUACAAAUCUUUUAGCAAUUUUAUUCUUAUGUUUGGAUCUAUUGUUGAUGUUCUUGAUGCACUUGUUGUUGAUGCAUAUUCUACCGAUGAAAGAACUAAGGCAACAGGAUAUCUCGAAACUUGUCAAACAUUUAAGAUUGCUUUUAUGUUGCAUUUGAUGAGAGAUACCUUAGGAAUCACAGAUGAGCUCAAUAAAUCUUUGCAAAAGAAAGAACAAGAUAUUGCAAAUGCUAUGCUACUGGUUGAAGUAGCAAAGAAAAGGUUGAAAAUGCUAAGAGAUGAUGGAUGGGAUGCACUUAUUAAUAAAGUAUCCACAUUUUGUAUCAAGUAUAACAUUUUGUUACCUAAUUUUGAUGAGCCAUAUGUUAAUUCUGGAAGUUCAAGGCGUAAACCUGCUGAUUAUACGGUCUUACAUCAUUAUCGUGUUGAAGUAUUUUGUAAGAUUAUUGAUUGGCAGCUUCAAAAACUCAAUGAUCGUUUCAAUGAGAUGACUACUGAUUUGUUUCAUGGAGUUGCUUGUUUGAAUCCAGUUGACUCAUUUUCUAGUUUUAACAUCAGAAAAAUAAUGAGAAUGGCUAAGUUAUAUCCUGAUGACUUUAAUGAGUUUAGUAUGAAUGCUCUUGAGAAUCAACUUGCCACUUACAUUAUUGAUGUUCGUGAUAUGGAUGAAAGGUUCUCCAAUCUUAAUGGACUUUGUGAUCUCUCAAGAAAAUUAGUUGAGACAAAGAAGAACCUAAACUUUCCUCUUGUAUUCCGCUUUGUGAAAUUUGCUUUGCUUUUACCAAUUGCCACUGCAUCCGUUGAAAGAGCUUUUUCGGCAAUGAAGUUUAUUAAAAAUGACUUGUGGAAUCAGAUGAAUGAUGAGCUUUUGAGCGAUUGUCUAGUUCCUUAUGUAGAAAAAGAUGAUGAUGAUUCUUCAUUGAUGAUCCAUCGGCAGGGUUAUGUUGAUAUCUUUCUGGGUGAUAACGUUGAUGCUCCAUUAAUAGGAUGA